AUGGAGCAGAGGGAGGGAGAGGUGGAGGAGAGGAAGGGAGAAGUGGAGCAGAGCGGGACUGAGAGGGAGGAGAGGAGCCGGUCCGCCUGUGUCGUCGGUGUGAGUCUGUGUGGGUCCACCCCUCUGCUGUGGCGGUGUGUGGACCUGCGGGCGGUUCGGGACCGCGGUCUGGUCGGGUCGCUGGUGGGGUCUCUGACCCGACAGCCGAGGCAGAACUGCCGGCUGGGCAGACCGCUGCAGCUGCUGCGGGAGGAGGCGCGUCUGCUGGCGGAGACGGGGGCGGCCAAGGUGGUGCCGGCUGGAGACGAGGGAGAAGCGGGAGGAGGAUCCGCGGAGGAGCAGCAGCAGCUCGUGCAGCAGUACGAGGAGGAGCAGCAGAGGAGCUUUGAGGAGCAAAGCGUUCUCGCUCUUCAAGACAGGAAGUCGACGCUGCUCCGAGCCUUGACGGACAGAUGUCCAGACGGAGCAUCCGAGGCGCUGACGGAGCGACUGGAGGUUUUGGACCGCACCUUCAGCUUCCCUCGCUCGGCCAUGGCUGUCCAGCUAAACACAGCCCGGGCGAGGCUGAGCUACUGUCCAGAGGAGAAGGCCUUCCUGAAGACCGGUGGUCCUCAGGAGAACCAGAACCAGCGUGCCGAGGUCCGGUUCAGUGUGUUCAGAGACCUGAGACGGAGAGGCUUCCACAUGACGUCCGCGGGGAAGUUCGGAGGCGACUUCCUCGUCUAUUCAGGGGACCCUCUUCGUUUCCAUGCUCACUUCAUCGCCGUGUGUCUCUCUCUGGAUGAGUCCGUCUGUUCGUCGGACGUCCUGGUUCUGGCCCGUCUGGGCUCUAACGUCAAGAAGACCGUUCUGCUGUGUUCACCAGGGCAGGACGAAGUGACAUACACCUCCUUACAGUGGAGCGGGAUGGUCUAGACCCACAACCACAUGAACACUUCCUCGCACACUCUGGACCCUUACAUGUGAUGCUAUCUGCUAGCUAGCCUCAUCCUUGUGAGUAUAGCCUGCUUCUGAUUGUUUGAGGUCUGGAGGAGGCCCUGGUUUCCUGUAGGGAUGUGCUUUAUCUGAUUCCAUACAUCUGCUGUGAAACCCAGUUUAACCAAAGAAUGCCACGGUUUUCAUUUCCUGUCAAAACAAGAACCACUUUAUUGGUGAGGUUUGAUCCGUUGGAAGGCCACACACAAUACUUGUGUCUCCGUUGUCUGGUAGCAACCACUGAUGUAUGUUUCACACUCAGCAUGAACUCAGUGGUAGUGAUGAUAGUGUGUUAGUGAUGACAGUGUGUUAUCAUAGUGUGUUAGUUUUAAUGGAACUUGCUCGAGCAGUCUCAACAGAAACAAAUCUAGUUCCAACUUGGUGUGUUAGAACCAAGUCAGGAAUUGUGUGUUCAGUUGUGAUCUAAACAGCAGUCAUUGGUUGGGGUCAGUGAUUGACAGGUGUGUGUUCUUCAGUUGACUUCACACGCCCUUUUGGAAAAUUCAGUCAUUCAAGUUGCAUUUUAAUGCAAAGGGCAUAGUUGUGCAUGGGUGCAGUGAGGAGUUCAGGGUCUUGCUCAAGGACACUGUCAUUGUUGUCAGGAGGAGCCGAGGGAUCUCUUUGAUUAAUAAAGUAAUUAUUCAGGGUAGUUCUUUAAACUACUGCACGCUGGAAAGUUUCAGUUUUUUUUUUUUUACUUUGGGCUCUGGGGAACUGCGCAGCACUAAAGCUGCAGUACCAACUUUAACCACCAGGGUGAAUUAACUGAAGGCAGUGGCCUCCAUCAGAUAAUAGCCUUCAAACCUGAUCCUCUAGCUGAAACAGCUCUGACUGCUCUGACUUCAGAAAAUAUGGAUUAAGUUUAAAAAUACGAUCCUGGUGUCCUGGUAGUGUGGCGGUCUAUUCUGUUGCCUACCAACACGGGGACCGCCAGAUCGAAUCCCUGUGUUACCUCCGGCUUGGUUGGGCGUCUCUACAGACACAAUUGGCUGUGUCUGCGGGUGGGAAGCCAGAUGUGGGUAUGUGUCCUGGUCGCCGCACUAGCACCUCCUCUGGUUGGUCGGGGUGCUUGUUCAGGGGGGGGGGGGACAAGCGUGAUCCUCCCACACACUACGUUCCUCUGGUGAAACUCCUCACUGUCGGGUGAAAAGAAGCGGCUGGCGACUCCACGUGUAUCGGAGGAGGCAUGUGGUAGUCUGCAGCCCUCCCCGGAUCAGCGGAGGGGGUGGAGCAGAGACCGGGACGGCUCGGAAGAGUGGGCUAAUUGGCUGCAUACAAUUGGGGAGAAAAUACAAUCCUGAAUAUUUACAUGUAAACAAGUACUGUUGUGAUGCUCUGUCUCUGGUGUAUUUAAGACUAUCUAGUCCACGAGUAUCAAAUCCUGCAGACUUUAGUAGUAUUUAAUGUGAAUGGCUGGUGCCCGGUAGGACUUGCCAGGAAAAAUGAUUGGGUGUGUAGUGUCUUCCAUCUUUCAUCUUCAUCAUAGCAGCCACAUGAGGGAGAAGAAGGCAGGUAGUGUUGAGUUUGAAGACGUGAACUUGUGUCUAAGCAGCAGAUAUGACAGAACAAGCCGGUUAGCAGACCUUUACUAACACAUAGUCCAACGUCAGUAAGUGAAACUCGGGUUCAACCAGGUUUUUUGUUCGUUUCUGACGCAACAGCCCUGCUGACCCUCAUUCAUCUGGAAUGGAGCUCAAACAUCUACACAGGACUCACAGUUACAAUAAAACCAGGAGAUUCAGGACUGAGCUUAAAGCUUUUAAAAUGAUGAUGGUGUACACAGUCAGAUGGGUCGCUGUCCUGCAGGACACGGGCUGGAUGAUGGUGUACACGGUCAGAUGGAUCGCUGUCCUGCAGGA
Messenger RNA from Lampris incognitus (smalleye Pacific opah), 2834 nucleotides. RefSeq names its product TSEN34 tRNA splicing endonuclease subunit (gene tsen34). The transcript has 5 exons. Gene Ontology annotation, biological process: tRNA splicing, via endonucleolytic cleavage and ligation; tRNA-type intron splice site recognition and cleavage. Gene Ontology annotation, molecular function: nucleic acid binding; tRNA-intron lyase activity. Bases 1 to 915 code for a protein of 304 amino acids. NCBI's taxonomy places the organism in Eukaryota, Metazoa, Chordata, Actinopteri, Lampriformes, Lampridae. Gene Ontology annotation, cellular component: tRNA-intron endonuclease complex. The record is from RefSeq and is a predicted model, not a curated record.